This is a messenger RNA of Dermacentor andersoni, 2535 nucleotides long. RefSeq names its product cytochrome P450 3A5-like. Gene Ontology annotation, molecular function: oxidoreductase activity, acting on paired donors, with incorporation or reduction of molecular oxygen; monooxygenase activity; heme binding. The record is from RefSeq and is a predicted model, not a curated record. Lineage: Eukaryota; Metazoa; Arthropoda; Arachnida; Ixodida; Ixodidae.
CUGAUGUUUUCCUGUUCAAGCGCCUCCACAUGUGCGCGAUGAUAUGACGAAGCUCGUCUGUUGAACACUUCGGCAUAAAACGAGGAGAAAAACAAUAUUUUGUCUGGAAUGUGCGCCUUCACAAAACUCCUUUGAAGCGGCCAGUAUAGUGCUAUGACUGAAAGAGAGCCGACCACCAUGAAUUGGGCACCAAUGUGGUUCUACGUAAAAAUCUCGGUUUGGACGACGAUAGUAGCGGUUCUAGUCUACGGCCUUCUCAGACUGUUCAGAUGGCGCCAGAAGACGUUCUCUUACUUCAAAGAAAUCGGAAUAGACGGCCCGAAGCCCAACUUGCUAUGGGGAAACUUAGCUGAAUACCACGGAAAGGGUCUCGUGAAAGCCCUGACCGAAUGGUGCGACAAGUAUGGAGACGUGUUCGGUUUCUACAAUGGCGACGUGCCAACGCUGGUGAUCAAGGACAUCGACUUCCUCACCCAUAUUUUUGUGAAAAACUUCCAAGAUUUCACGAGCAGAGGGGUAACCAUGAGAACGGACGAAGAGCACAGCUUCCUGGGACAAAGUCUCCUCCAUGCCCGGGGGCUUCAGUGGAAGAGGACUCGCAGCUGUGUUUCCUAUGCAUUCACCGCCAAUAAGUUCAAACAGAUGGUUCCGUACAUGUCUCAAGUGGCCGACAUAUUCGUCCAAAUACUGGGUGAGAAGGCGGACGAUGGCAAAGAGUACCCAAUGCUGCGUCUCUUCCAAGGCCUGACCAUGGACUACGUGGGUCGGGCUGCGUUCGGCUUCGACUGCACUUUCCAGCGCGAGCUUACGCAUCCUUUCCUGAAGACAGCGCAGAGCGUGCUGCCCGGCGUCAUGACCGGACCUGUGCACAUGCUUGCCCAUAGUACAACAACGAUGUCUAAGUACAUCGCGCCGAUACUUUGGCUGAAUGAAAAGAUUGGCUCAUUCACGUAUGAUAUAUUCAACAAACACACAUCAAAGGUGGUUCAACUUCGCAUGAAAAAUCCCGAGGCGAGGAAGCCGGACAUGCUGCAGACGAUGCUUGAUGUUGAGAGUGAGGAAGGAGAGCUGCCGGAAGCACCACAACUUCUUGAUGCUGACGCAAAGCUUUUCAAAAGAAUGAGUCCAGAAGAAGUUGGCAUCAAUACUACCAUUCUCUUCAUCGCUGGCUUCGAGACAACAGCCACAGGCCUAAGCUACCUCGCCUACGUUCUCGCCAAGCAUCAGGACGUCCAGGAAAAUGUCCGCGAGGAAGUGAAGUCUGUUAUUGCACGCUAUGGAGAACUGGAUUACACGGCAAUAACGCAAGGCUUAAAAUACUUGGCCCGAGUUGUGGACGAGACUCUUCGCAUGUUCCCGCCCGUCGUAACUUUCACAACCCGAAGCGCAGUAAAUGACUUUGAAUAUAACGGCAUCAAGUACAAGGCGGGUACAAGCAUUUUGUCGCCAACUAUUCAAAUCCACAUGGACCCUCGCAUCUGGCCUGAGCCAGAAAAGUUUGACCCCGACAGGUUUUUGCCGGAAAACGUUGCUGCAAGGCCAACAAUCGCAUACCAGCCUUUCGGUGAUGGCCCGAGGAACUGCAUCGGCAAGCGUCUAGCGCUUUUGGAAAUCAUAUACACGGGUGCAAGAAUGGUCGAAAAAUUCAAGCUGACAUUGGGAGAGUCUCAGAAGGGUCGUAUGAAUAUGGACUAUCAUGCCAUGGUCUCAUCGCCUGGUGACGGCCCCUACAUUGUGUUUCAUCGACUUUGAUGAAAUAGGCUCAACAAUCUGCUUCCAUAUGUACAAGACGUUUAAAUUUAGUUGAGUACACAAAUAGGCAUAUUUGCCAACAUGUCAACGUCAAGAUUCCUAAAAUCUUUCAGACACAACAAUGAGCGACGAAAGGAGCAAGGAGGACGAGCAGGUAUUUUUUAAAAGCGCACUGCUAAAUAAAUAUAUGAAGUUCAGCUAGAUUGAAAUACUAGGCUUCUGGGAUGAGGAUUUCGUAAUUCGUAGAGAGAACAGCACUUUUGUAAGCGGGAAAAAGACCCAAAUGGAAAAUCGGAGUUUCACCUCCUGUGGCGGACUGUGAUACCUUUCAUGUGACAUCAGCGCCGGCUGAUUCACAGAGAACAGCACAGAAUGAUAUCACGUGGAUAUGCGUCAACUGAACCGUUUGGCUUCAGCGGCACUACUCGAGAAGCAGAACGGGUGCCUUUCGCGACAAUUUUCUACCCAACUAUGUUGUAUAUUGACAUAGGGUAAGUCAUAAUAAACAUCAAAACAACCAAUCUGUCCAUCUAGCUCGACUUACUGUUUUCCUUUAGCGUGCAAUUGAAAGUAUGCCCUGAGAAGACGCAUUUUGGGGGAUGCAUACACACUUUAAUAACCAUGAUUUAGCUUCAAACCCUGCACACAAGCAGCAGCAGAGUUUGAACAGCAAAGCUUGAGAAGCAAGGCAUUGUGUUUAGAUCCCAGUGACAUUUUAGGGACAUUUAUGCGUCCAGUUUUCCCUAUUUCUGGAAGUUUUCUUAAUAAAUUUGCUCGACGCAA